This is a messenger RNA of Sporothrix brasiliensis 5110, 4035 nucleotides long. RefSeq names its product transmembrane glycoprotein. The transcript has a single exon. The coding region runs from base 1 to 4035 and encodes 1344 amino acids. NCBI's taxonomy places the organism in Eukaryota, Fungi, Ascomycota, Sordariomycetes, Ophiostomatales, Ophiostomataceae. The record is from RefSeq and is a predicted model, not a curated record. Gene Ontology annotation, cellular component: membrane. Gene Ontology annotation, molecular function: calcium ion binding.
AUGCAGCUGCCUGUGAUGCUGGCCACCCGGGCUGCGGCCUGGGUGUGCCUCAUCAAGCUUGUCUCCAGCUCGCCGACCAUCAGCUUCCCCUUCAAUGCCCAGGUGCCUCCAGUCGCACGGAUUGGCUCGACCUACUCUUUUGUCUUAGCAGCCAACACGUUUACGUCUUCUGUCGCUGCUACCUCGUCCUCAUCGUCAGCGGACCCCAUGACGUAUUCCCUGUACAAUGCGCCAAGCUGGCUCUCCAUCGACUCCGGCGAGCGCUGGCUGCACGGCACGCCACAAGACAACGACGUCCCUUCUGGCGACGUGGCCGGCAUCCCCUUUGGAAUCGUGGCCACGGACAGCACCGGCUCGACUACCAUGAGUGUCAUUCUGGUGGUCUCCCGGAAUCCGGAACCGACUGUCAAGAUCCCCAUUGCCCAGCAGCUUGCCGACACGGGCCUUCCGUACUCAGAGCCGUCGUCCAUUCUAGCGUACCCGGACCAGUACUUUAACUUUUCGCUCUCACAGUCAGCAUUUUCAAGAUCUGGUCUUAAUUAUUACGCCGUCUCAGGCGACAACUCGCCGCUGCCCUCGUGGAUCGCCUUUGACACGCAAGAACUCAAAUUCUCAGGCACGACACCGCCGUCGGACUCUUUGGUCGAGCCUCCACAAACGUUUAAUUUUCAACUCAUUGCGUCUGAUGUGACUGGGUUCUCCGCGUCCUCUCUUGGCUUUUCGAUUGUGGUGGGAAGACGCGUGAUCACAGCCGACAAACCAGCCGUGGUUCUUAACGCGACCGCUGGCAAGGAACUCGUGUACGACGGUCUGCAGCAUGGCAUCAAGAUCGACGGCCGGGUCGCGGGCCCGAACAACCUGACUGCCAAAGUCCUGUCCGACAUGUCUCCGCCCGACUGGCUGGUGUUUGAUGCCACCACGUGGCUGUUGAGCGGUACGCCGCCCUCCUCGGCCCAAAACUCGGCCUUCUCCAUCUCGUUUUCCGAUGCCCUGGCCGAUUCCGUCAAUGUCACGUUCCAAGUCGACAUUGACGAGAACGGCACCGUGUUCCGCGACACACUGCCCGCCAUGCAGGCGCAGCGCGGCAGCGGGUUCCAUCUCGACCUGGGACCCUAUCUCGUCCAGACGAAGGGCGUCACAGUCGUUGUGGAGACGGACCCCAAGGAGGACUGGAUCAAAUUCGACAGCUCGACGCUUGUCGUGUCUGGCGACGUCCCGAUUUCGGCAACCGCCUCGUCGAUUUCCGUCUCGGUGCGGGCGACGCUAGACAGCUCCAAGGCCACGGAGAGUGAGACGUUUUUGUUGCAGAUCUUACCGGGCACAUCGUCUAACAACGCAACGGCCUCCUCCUCGUCGUCUGCUACGCCAACCACACCGACCUCGACGAGCACCACUUCUGCAUCUGUGGCUGCGCCCAAAUCGUCGUCGUCGUCGACCCAGACCAUCCUGCUCGCCGUGCUCAUUCCAACGCUGCUGCUGGCUUUGGUUCUCACAAUUAUCGCGUGCUGCUACCUGCGCCGGAGACGCCAGAAACGCCGCGAGUUGUCUCAGCACUUGACCAACAAGGACAUUUCCGACCCUGUGCCGUUCAGCUUUGCAUACAAUGGCCAAGAGGACAUUGGGUCGUCCAUGCGGGCGCUGGACAAGGAAUACAAGGUCAGCAACCUCAAUAAGGCAUACGCAGCCCAGCAAACUGCACAUGAAAAGGCGAAGAUGCAGGUUGUUGCGGAGGAAGUCCCUGUGGGCACGGCUCUGGCCGGCCCGGGCGACGACGACGAACAAGGCGAGUCGAGCGAACACAGCACAGAUGCGAUGAUGACAAGGGCAGGCGUGGUCACGGCGGCCGCGGCGGCUACGGCGGCCACGGCGGUCAACAAUGUGGCGGGCCACAGCAAAAGCGAAAUUCCCGACUUCCCUGCGCCGCCCUCCAUCCAUUCCAGAGGACCGUCCUCGUCUCCGUCCACGUCAUCCGGGGCUAGAAGCGCACGGAGCAACCGGGCCAAUGCAGCGGCUAACGGACAGUGGCCCUUUGAGGCGUCGACCGUCAUGUCCAGCGUGCAUUCGCGGAACUCGUCAGCUGAGACUGGCCACCAAUCCGGUGCCGCGUCGGACGUGAGCCACCCUGUCGACGACGCCCAGCACCGCGAUGCCCUCGGCAUUCUCCGCAGCAUUGCCUCGUCAUCCUUGUCCACAAAGAAGAGCGCAUCCGUGCUCACACGGCAGACCGUCCGCACCAGCACGCCCAUGCAGCUGGACAUUGCAGUGCAGGCUGCAGAAGCCAGCCGAGCCAACUCAGCCGCCGGUGGUAGCCGAUUGCCCGAACACGUCUUGGACAGCCAAGAAGCCAUUGUGGACGAGGACCGGGAUUCGGUGGGCACCGUGGUGGUCGGUGACGGCAACGGCAACCAAUGGCACAGCGGCCAAGUCAGCCAUGGCGACGGGCAGAGUUCGAUACAGGCCGUGGCCGAUGGGACGCAGUCAACGCUGGAGUCCAACGACGCAAUGGAAAACGGGGCGGCGGGCGAAGUCAAUGGCCGGCGAGGCUUCCUGUCGGGCUUCGCGUCAAAGAUUGCCAACCGUUUCAAGUGGGGUGUGCCCGUGGGCAAAGCACGGUCGGCUCUGAAGCGCUUCUCGACGACGGGCCCCAGCAGCUACCCGUCACCCGACGCAGCCUCGUUCGAUACCGACUUGGGUAGCGUGACCAUUGGCCGGAUUACGACUGCACAGCCCUACAAGCCACGACCCGUGUUCAUCGGCAGCGUCCAACGCAUCAACGAAGAGUCGCCGCAACCGGGCAGCGCGCGGUGGAACCGUGACUCAAAACCAGACAGUCGGGCUUCGGGCGCCGUGACGAGCCGAAAUGGUGCGUCCAGCAUCCAGACACCCCGUACCGGCGUCUUUGACCACCGGCAGCAAGGAUACAACCCCAUGCACUUUAGUGACGAUGAUGACGACGACGACGACAAUGACGACGGCGAGAGCAUACUGAACGGCAGCGACUUUGCGGCCGACGAGGCCAUCCGGCUCGACCCGCCACAGCCGGCCUUUUUGGCGCCAUCCAGGGCGGAGCACGACGCCACCGAUUUGUCGCAAGACAUUGCCAGCUCCUUGAGCAGCCGCCGGCCCACGAGCGGCAGCAGCGGCAUGAGCGGCAUCUCGGCGGCCAUGGAAGAGGUCCGCAGCUUGCUGCUGUUGUCCACAGGAACGCCUUCCAGCGGGCACAGCCUGGACAGCCGCCAACAGAUGCGCCGCGACAGCGACGACAAUGGCCUGUACGCGGCGUCGUCCAACUCGUGGGAGACGCUCCCUUCGUCGAGCGAGCCCAACUGGACCAGCCUGUACGAGUAUGUGCUACCGGGGCAGCGGGCGGCGGCCGGGCCUCUGAGUCAUUACGGCCACGGCGCAGCCACGGCCACGGCGACGGCCACCGAUGCCAGCAGCAACGAGCCGCCGACGCCCGCUACGGGCGCCGGCCUGCCGUACGCCUUUGCACGGCCACAGCAGAUCCACACGGGCAGCCCUGGGUCGGCGGCGCAGCACCAGGCCCAGGCGCGUGCGCGGGCAGCUCAAGCCGGGGCCCAGGCCCAGGCCCAGACUCAUGCACAAACCCAGCAGAGAGCGAAAACGGCGGCCGGCGCAAGCCCAUCGUCGCAUGACGACAUCGCUGCCAGCCCGCGCACCGCGGCGUACCUGACACCCGAGACGCAAAUGUACCGCGAGCUCGGCAGCGCCGGCAGCAGCAACGAUGAGGACAACGAUUUGGCUCUGGAGGGCCGCGGCUACCGCCACCCAUCGUCGUACUAUGGCGAGUCGCCGUACGCGAUGACGAGCAACGACUACGAAUACCCGCCGCCCUUUGUGGCAGGCGACGGGACGUAUCACGCGCACGACGGUGGUGGUGAUGUCGUCGGCCACGGCAGCGACGGCAGUGCGUCGAGCAUCGGCGUGGCCAUGUCCAAGUACUCCAAAGACCCGAAGAUGACGCAGGCGUCUCUGGCGUCCGCGGCGAGCAGCGGCAUCCGGGCCUUCAUCUAA